AUGGCCCAUCCGUACUCCCGUGAACUCGAAAUCGCCACUUUGGCUGUCAAACGAGCCUCUGUCCUCACCAAGAAAUUGAGUGACUCCAUUGCCUCCACCCAAAACGACGGCACCCAGACCAAGGACGACAAGUCGCCAGUCACCGUGGGUGACUAUGCUGCGCAAGCCAUUAUCAACCACGCCAUCAAGCUCAACUUCCCCAACGACGAGAUCGUGGGUGAGGAAGACUCAGACUCUCUCAAGGAAGACUCUGCUGAGGCCUCCCGUUUGAGCAAAAAGAUCUUGGAGAUCAUCAAGGACGUCCAGCAGGAGGGUGACGCUGCCAGCUCAAAAAUCGGCGUCCUCAAAGACUUGCAGACGAUCUACACCAGCAUUGACUUGGGCAACUCCCAGGGAGGCGCCAAGGGCCGGUUCUGGGCUUUGGACCCCAUUGAUGGCACCAAGGGGUUCCUUCGUGGCGACCAGUUUGCCGUGUGCUUGGCGUUGAUCGAAGACGGCAAGGUGGUCUUGGGGGUGAUUGGAUGCCCCAACUUGCCCGAAACCAUCGUGUCCAACGACGAGACCUCCGGAACCGUAGGAGGCUUGUACUCCGCCGUUAAGGGGGUUGGAUCCUUUUACUCCGAAUUGUUCACUCCUGGAUUUGUUCCCUUGUCCAGCCAGCAGCGUAUUCAAAUGAACCAGAACACCGACGUGGAUCAGUUAAAGGUGGCAGAAGGUGUCGAAAAAGGACACUCUUCCCACUCCACCCAGUCCAGAAUCAAAGCCUUAUUGGGUUUCAACGACCAGACGGUCGCAAAGCAGACAAUCAACUUGGACUCACAAGUGAAGUACUGUAUUCUAGCAAAGGGCCAGGCCGACGUUUACCUCAGGUUGCCUAUCAGCGACACCUACAGGGAGAAAAUCUGGGACCAUGCGGCAGGUAACAUCUUGAUCUAUGAAAGCGGCGGCCAGGUUGGAGAUAUUCAUGGCGAAGAAUUGAAUUUCGGAAACGGUAGAUAUUUGAACAGUAAGGGAGUGAUUGCUGGAAGCAAGGCAAUUUUUGACAAAGUGAUCAAGAGCGUUCAAGAGGUCUUGUAG
Messenger RNA from Suhomyces tanzawaensis NRRL Y-17324, 1077 nucleotides. Its product is annotated as 3(2),5-bisphosphate nucleotidase HAL2. NCBI's taxonomy places the organism in Eukaryota, Fungi, Ascomycota, Pichiomycetes, Serinales, Debaryomycetaceae. Gene Ontology annotation, molecular function: 3'(2'),5'-bisphosphate nucleotidase activity. Bases 1 to 1077 code for a protein of 358 amino acids. Gene Ontology annotation, biological process: sulfate assimilation; phosphatidylinositol phosphate biosynthetic process. The transcript has a single exon. The record is from RefSeq and is a predicted model, not a curated record.